Molecule: messenger RNA, 1158 nt
Organism: Amoebophrya sp. A25
Lineage: Eukaryota; Dinophyceae; Syndiniales; Amoebophryaceae
Source: the annotation of a GenBank genome assembly
AACGGAUUUGCCAAACUAGCAGCACAGAACUGAGAAUAGAAAAAACUAUGAUUUUUAUUUUUCUGAAUAGCCUUUCUUACUGUGGUCUAUCCGCAACUUCUAUGAUGUAGUUCCUCGUUGAUUUACGUUGAUGAUGAUGAAAAUGCCACUGUCCUCUGCCGCUCCUACCUUCACCGGCAGACUUUGCGGGUCCCGCUUCGUCGUGCUCAUUGCUACAGCAUUGCUCUUCGGAUCAACAACUUGGUCAAUUUCUGUUGUUAGUGCAGCUACAAGUGUUCUGGCAGAAGGCGAUCGAAGCAAAUCUACCAGACAUGCGAAGGAGAGAAAUGCUGGUAAGCUUUCGAUGUCGAGGACCAGUGCCAAGAAAGCGAUCCACCUGAUGACCAGGAGAACGGAAGAAGGUCAAGCUCAAAAUGGGGAUAAUGGCGAGAAUAAGGUGAAUCCUACUGCCGUCGAUGGCUACAUCAAAUACCUUGCACAGCAGUAUUUGGCACGCGCUGGAAGCGAUUCAACGAAGGAAGCGCCGCAUCCGUACUUUCCUUGUGAAGUAAAGAUAUUACAGUAUUUGAUAUAGGGUUAGCGACACCGGGACCGGAGUUCCUAAUUAGAAUACUUCUUAACAAGGGCCCUCCUUUGCGAAGAUUUAGUGUUGGCUGAGUAGAGCAAGGCCUUUUUAACCACUUACAUUCAAAGGCUGAUGACCUCUUACAACAUCGGCGUUUUGAACACCUGUCAAUUCAGAUACUGGGCGAAGCCGUGAAGGCGGAUAAAGCGUCUGCGUUAUUUUUCUACACGGUGAACGUGAACGAUUUCCCUUGUACAGCAGCUUUGGGCGCUUCUGCGUUUUUACAAAGUUCACCACGACUGUGCACAGAUGCAGAGUUACCAGUGGAAGGAAUUCUAGUACAACUAGUAGAUGAGGUGGACGUGGGGAGGUCAAGCUUGUUCCACUUUGUACAGGUCAAAUUAUGCAACACAAUAGCAGCACGCGAGGAUGAUUUUCUAUGCAGCGCUCAUCAUCUGAACCAAUUGAUUUUCAACUAGACGUGUCAAAUUUAGAGAGACCAGCCACUGACGAGGUGAGUAUGAUUGAUGAGUGGCGGGCUCUUCUGAUUCGUGUUCAAGACUGAAAUCUAGCAGGCGAAAUGAGAGGACUAG